AUCUACGGCUCUGGCUGUGGCGUGUUACAAGAGAAGGCAGCUGCCAGCUGGUGGAAACUACAUUUUAGCAUAUUAUUUUAUUCUUCACCAGAUUUUUUGACUGGGGCAUCAACUAUGGCGGAUGAGAUAACGAAAAACGCCGAGAAGAUCUCUGUUGGGGAGCUUUACGUGUCUGCUAAGGAAGGCAAUGACCAGACAGGAGAUGGCACGGAGCAGAAGCCAUUUAAAACGCCUCUCAAGGCUAUGUUGUUUGCUGGAAAGGAGCCUUUUCCGACCAUCUACAUGGACUCCCAGGUGGAGGGAGAGAGAUGGGCAGUGAUCUCCAAAACUCAGAUGAAGAGCGCAAAGAAGCAAUUCGCCAGGGAAAACAUGAAGAGUGAUGCCAAAGACAAGAAAGAGGCAGAAGAUGCUGCGAGGAGGGAUAAAAACCUAGAAGACGCAAAGAAGGUGACGAUCGAGAAUGAUCCCAGUUUGCCGGAGCCUACAACGGCCAAAAUCCGCCAUUUGGAACCACUUCGAGGCCAGAGAGUGAAGGUGUGUGGCUGGGUGCACCGGCUGCGUAGGCAAGGAAAGAAUUUGCUGUUCAUCGUGUUGAGAGAUGGAACUGGCUUCUUGCAGUCUGUGCUUACGGACAAGCUGUGCCAGUGCUACAAUGGGAUGGUGUUGUCCACUGAGAGCACCGUGGCUCUGUACGGGACGCUACAGCCUGUUCCUGAGGGAAAGCAGGCUCCAGGAGGCCAUGAGCUGCAUUGUGACUUCUGGGAGCUAGUCGGCCUUGCUCCAGCAGGGGGCGCUGACAACCUGCUGAACGAGGAGUCGGAUGUGGACGUUCAGCUCAACAACCGGCACAUGAUGAUCCGCGGAGAGAACGUUUCCAAGAUCCUGCGGGUUCGGUCCACUGUCACACAGUGCUUCAGGGACCACUUCUUCAGCCAUGGAUACUAUGAGAUCAGUCCGCCUACCCUGGUCCAGACCCAGGUGGAGGGAGGCUCCACCUUGUUUGGUCUGAACUACUUUGGUGAGGAGGCCUACCUGACCCAGUCCUCCCAGCUCUACCUGGAGACCUGCAUCCCCGCCCUGGGGGACACCUUCUGCAUCGCCCAGUCUUACCGCGCCGAGCAGUCCCGCACACGCCGUCACUUGGCUGAAUACACCCAUAUUGAGGCGGAGUGCCCCUUCAUCAGCUUCGAGGACCUGUUGACCCGGCUGGAGGACCUGGUGUGUGAUGUGGUGGACCGCGUGCUCAAGUCUGAGGCUGGACAGCUGCUUCUCGAAGUCAACCCAGAUUUCAAGCCCCCCAAGCGACCUUUCAAGAGGAUGAACUACUCGGAGGCCAUUGUUUGGUUGAAGGAGCAUGACGUCAAGAAAGAUGACGGAACCUAUUAUGAAUUUGGAGAGGACAUUCCUGAAGCACCAGAGAGACUGAUGACAGACACCAUUAAUGAGACAAUCCUGCUGUGCCGCUUCCCUGCCGAGAUCAAGUCCUUCUACAUGCAGCGAUGCCCAGAGGACCGCCGCCUCACAGAGUCGGUUGACGUGCUGAUGCCCAACGUUGGUGAGAUCGUUGGAGGGUCUAUGCGUAUCUGGGACUCUGAGGAGUUGCUGGAAGGCUACAAGAGGGAGGGCAUCGACCCAACACCCUACUACUGGUAUACUGAUCAGAGGAAGUUUGGAACAUGCCCUCACGGCGGCUACGGUCUGGGCUUGGAGCGGUUCCUCACUUGGCUCCUGAACCGUCACCACAUCCGCGACGUCUGCUUAUACCCCCGAUUCAUCCAGAGAUGUCGGCCUUGAAUGAAAGUCGAUAUAUUAAAUGAUAACAAGAUCUCAAAUAGCACAGAGAAAUCAAUGCUACCAUCGCCUGCUACACCUACUCUGUCUAGUCUAUGUUCUCCAUGAGCACCAACACAGCUUCUACCUGUCUGCUAUUGAAUGCCACACACACACACACACACACACACACACACACACACACACACACACACACACACACACACAUACACCUGACAGCAUCGUUAUCCUUGUUCUGGUUACUUUAGAGGGGGAGGAAAGGAUGGGACUGGACAUUCUGAGCCAUCAAUGUAUCUACACGAUCACUAAAUAAACGUGUACAAUUUA
This is a messenger RNA of Engraulis encrasicolus (European anchovy), 2118 nucleotides long. It is a transcript of the gene nars1, whose product is annotated as asparaginyl-tRNA synthetase 1. Bases 115 to 1794 code for a protein of 559 amino acids. The record is from RefSeq and is a predicted model, not a curated record. Gene Ontology annotation, cellular component: cytoplasm. NCBI's taxonomy places the organism in Eukaryota, Metazoa, Chordata, Actinopteri, Clupeiformes, Engraulidae. Gene Ontology annotation, biological process: asparaginyl-tRNA aminoacylation. Gene Ontology annotation, molecular function: nucleic acid binding; asparagine-tRNA ligase activity; ATP binding. The transcript is spliced from 15 exons.